This is a messenger RNA of Sardina pilchardus (European sardine), 2166 nucleotides long. Its product is annotated as calponin homology domain-containing protein DDB_G0272472-like. The coding region runs from base 1 to 2166 and encodes 721 amino acids. NCBI's taxonomy places the organism in Eukaryota, Metazoa, Chordata, Actinopteri, Clupeiformes, Clupeidae. The transcript is spliced from 2 exons. The record is from RefSeq and is a predicted model, not a curated record.
AUGGAGAGGGAGCAGGAUGCAAUGCGAGUUAAGGCCCUUGAAGAAGAGAGGGAAAGCAUUGAAAAGGAGAGAAUGAAACUGACAGAGGAGAAGAGGCAGGUAGAAGAAAUGAAGGUUUGGAUUGACCAAGAUAGACUGGAGCUUGCAGCACUAAAACUGGCUGAGGCUGAACAAAGAGAGAGAGAGUAUAUGGACAGAAAGCAAGAGUUUGAGGAUGAGAAAAGAAAGACUGAUGCAGAAAGAGAGAGAGUGAGGGAGGAUAUUGAAAAAGACCUGAAAGAGUUAGAGGCUCAGAGAGAGAAAUUUGGAGAAAAGGAGUUGAGGCUCAGGGAGAAGGUGGCAAAGAAAAAAGAGAAGUUUCUCGUGAGAAUGAAGGAGUUGGAGGCUGAGUGCCAAAAACUUGAAACAAAGAAAAAGACAGUGGAAGAGGAGCUGAAGCUAAUGCAGGGGAAAGUGUAUCACCUGAAAGCACAGCUGCUGAAGGACGAGAGAAAAAGGGAGAUGCAGAGAAAAGAGGACAAAACGAGCCAGUCGAGGCUUGAGCAGGAGCGGACGUUGGAGAAAAAGAGAUGGGAGGAGCAGAUAGAGCUGGAGAGAAAGAGACUAGAGGAAACCAUGGCGAUGGAGAGGAUAAAACUGGAAGACAGUGUGGAGCUGGAGAAGAGGAGAUUGUGGGAGAACCUGACGAUGGAGAAAAAGAAAAUGGAGUAUAACAUGGAGAUGGAGAAAAAGAGACUGGAGAUGGAGAAAAAUAGACUGGAGGAUAACAUGGAGUUGGAGAAAAGGAGACUGGAGGAUAAUAUGGAGUUGGAGAAAAGGAGACUGGAGAUGGAGAGGAAAGAAGUGGAGGCUCAACGACUGCACUUGAUAGAGACGGAGAGAAAGUUGAUGGAGAAGGUGACAAUGAAGAAAGAAAAGACUGCUUCAAAGAUGAAAGAGGUUGAGGAAGAAUGGAAAAAGAUUGAGGCAGAGCGAAAAGCCAUGUUUGAAAGGAUAGAAAUUCAGAGGAUGGCAUCCAGAAGGAAGCAGCUUGAGGAUGAGUGGAAAAAAAUAGAGAGUGAUAGGAAGACUAUGGAGGAGAGAAUACAGAGUGAACUCAAACAAGUGGAGAAUCAGAGAGAGAGACUGAUGAAGAUGGAGCAAGAGCAUUGGGAGGAACUGGACAAGCAAGAGGGGAAAUUUCUGGACAAGUUAGACGCUGAAAAAAGAAAACUUCAGAGAAAGAGGAAGUGGCUCGAGAGGGAGCGAAAAGAACUGGAUGAGAAGAUAGAGGUUGAGCGAAGGGAGGGAGAGAUUCAGAAAGAAAAGCUACAGGAAAAAGAGAGGAGACUGCGGCACAAAGACACCACAAGACGAGACAAAGGAGCCAUGAGAGAGAUUAAGAUUGGGGAGGAGAUGAAUGAGAUGGAAAUGAUGAUGGUGGAGAAAUUUGAAACUGAGAAAAAAUCAUGCCCAAAGAAAGAGGACACACCAAAGAAAGCUGUUGUUGUGGAACAUGUCAGUAGCCAUGGCGAUAAUAAUUGGGAUGAUAGUCCUCAGGAUACACCAAACAAAUGCAAAACCUCCUCAAAGAACCCAAAGGCUGAGAUCACUGAUGAGAAGAAAAAUGACAAUGAUGAAGAUUCUUCCUGGGACAGUGAUGAGGAGGAAUUAUUCCCACAACCCAAAAAGCCAAUAUGUAACAUCUCCUACAAGCAUCUUAUUGCAGGGCAUCUGAAAGAGGACAAAAAGGAGCCAAAGCUUGAUGCCUGUGUUGGAGAACUGGAGAAAAGAAACGCACCCAAAGUUGGGGGGUCGGUGACUGCAAAGGACGCUGAUGAUUCUCCAUGGGACGACGAUGAGAUUGAUCUGGGACCCAUCCAUCUGAAAGACACCACAUUAAAGAAAAACACACCAGGGAAGACCAAGGUUAUCGUCAAGGACAAUACUAUCAAACAUGAUGAAAGUCUCCAGGCAAAGAAAGGGCACGGCAUGGAAGGCCGAAUAGAGACUGCAGAAGCAAAUGUGUCAUUUCUAAAUGUGAUGGAUGAACAACAGCUGAUCCCACCAAUAGAGGAGGGGAAGAAUAGUGAGGACGAAGAUGACAUAGACUAUGAUGAGAUGUGGAGGGAGAUCGAGGAGACGGAGAAAAGAAUGAAGCAAAAUAAGAAAAACACAAAAUAUUGA